CAACUUUGUCAGCGGGGCUCCCACGGAAGUUUCCUCACGCAACAAGCGCAGAAUAUUACACCGAACCGGAGUCUGUCCCAUUAUAGAUUCUUCCUCCUGCUACACGAGAAAUAGUGUCAGCUUGCAUAUUCAACAGACACUCAAACGUUAACCAUGCCACUUACGAGAAGCCAGGCAGCUCAAAGAAAUAAUUCAGUCAGCAACAAGUUACAUCCGACACUUGGAUCCAAAACGACAAAGCGUACCAAAAGGCGAAGGCAAGCUGCCACAUCAAAGAACUCGAAAGAACAUAAUAUAAAAACAUCGCCCAAAUCUGACAAUUUAAAAACGAAAAUUGAUGAAAUAAUUUGGAAGUUGAUAGAACAAUAUUUUCCCGUUUGGUUAAAGAUCGUUCUCACUCCUUUUAAAGCUAAUUCAUUGGCUGUUUGUGUUGUGGUUGUAUUGACCGUGGCUAUUUAUCCUUUUUGGGGUAAAAUUGUAGCAUCAUUUUCGGCGAUUUGGAAAAGACAAGCGAGCGAGAUCAAUAAUAUGUAUGUUAAUGAGGUCUCGUGGCCCCCAAGACAUCGUUGGAUCUGGAGAGAUGAAGUCUCCAACAUCACAGAACAUAUUCAAGUGUUUUCCAGAAAUCACCCAAGAAAGCAAAUUCACGUCUAUUUUAUUGGUGGUCCUGGUGCAGGGAAAUCAGAACUUGCUCGCCAAGUAGGCCUUCGUUUAUACAAGUCUAAAAGGCACAACAAUAGACCGCUUGACGUCGUGACCAUUGAAGCAAGCAGCAUGGCAUCUCUUUUGUCGAGUCUGACAAGAGUAGUCUUGGCGCUCUACAGUAACUCAAGCACAAAAUCCAACGGAAUCAAGCAAAUGCAAGAAGAGUUCGAUUUCAAAAUGGCUGACAUGUUUUCUAUUGAGGGUGAACAAAAAACUGAGAUGAAGCUAAGAAUUCGUUUGGCGAAAUUAAUGGAGUUAUUUUCGGAACGGAAAAGCCGACCAGUGGUAAUCUUUGACAACGUCAAAGACCUGAAAUUGUUAUUUAAUAACUUAAAUCUUGAGCCAGGAAGCAGUCAAUUUGUGGCUACUGUGAUGGUUACCCUACAAAAGCGGGUCCCUCUUAAUCGACUUAGCUCCUAUGUUCAAGUGUGGGACCUUUAUGAAGGUAUGUCUCAAGGGGACUCUGUCAAACUGUUACAAGUGAUGACAGGUUUGCGAGAAGAUAACGCGAGCCUUGAUCUCGCAAGGAUGCUUGAUUUCCAGCCUCUCGCCUUAGAAACUGCAGCUAUUUAUAUUGAGAGUGUGCGGGAAGGUCCGCCAAGAAGAUGGGACUACACCUUCGCAGAUUACAUCUCAGAAUUCCAAAGGGAUAUCCAUUCCCUCGGGAUGGAAGAAGAGGUAGAAUGGCAGGAAAGUGAAGCUUCUAAGUAUCCGAUACCCAUGUAUGCAGCCACUUUAAAAGCAGUUAAUCGUUCCGCUCAACGAGACCCUGUGUUUCGAGACAUCGUUUGUAUUGGGUAUACGGAUUCCUCACCAUUAAGCUUAUCAUUUGUGUUAGAUUACUUGAAAAGAAAUUCCAGAGAAGAAUUUACAGAAUCCCAAAUUCGUAAUUCUUUAAGAAAUGUUCUGUUCAAGGUUACAGGCAAACAGGGACAACAGAGUUUAUCCAGCCACCAAGUUAUCCGAGAAGCAUUCCGGCAAAUAUGCAAGUGGAGCAACGAAAGGAAAGAACGAAGAGCUGGUGACCUCCCUUAACAAGACAUCUGCAGGGAUUACAAGAAUGAUUUCCGAUGGAACUGUACCUGGAAAUUUAAGUUUUCCUGUAAUUUUUCUGGACAUCUUGGGCUCGAUGUACAGAAGCUUAGGAUAUCCGUACAAAUCUAAAGAUUUUCAUAAACUUGCUCUGGAUAUGUCGAAUAAGCAGAAAAACAAACAUGUUUUGCUGACCGCGAAAGGAUUACAAUCAGAUAAUCAAUAUCUAAUGGACAAAGCGAGUACUCUACACAAACUUGGCAUCAUCUACCGUUAUCUGUCCGACUUAGACAUCGCUCAAGCCUACCACGAAAGCUCUCUAUAUUUGCUUCUAAAAUUAUUUGGCUCAAGUCAUCCCUACGUUGCGGGCUCUUUGCUUAACCUGGCAGUGGUUUACAGUCGGCAAGGAAAGUAUAGCAAGGCUCUUGCACUGUAUAACCAAUCUCUUGAGAUACUCGUGGACAUUAACGGCCCGCGGCAUGUGAGUUUGGGCAGAGUGUUAAACACGAUUGGGAUUGUUUAUUACAGGCUUGGGGAUUUUCCAUAUGCUAUAUGCUACUCUGAGAGAGGUUUGGAAAUCCUAGAGGCAGGACACGGAAAAUACCACCCUCAUGUUGCUGAGGCGUUGAACUUUUUAGGAUUUAUGUACAGAGACCAUGGGAACCUGGAAAAGGCUAAGAAAGUCUUAGAACAUUCUUUGGAAAUCAAAGAAAAGGUUUUUAAUGCCGAACAUUUUAUUGUGGGCGAGGCGUUAAAUGACCUCGGGGUUGUGUACAC
Molecule: messenger RNA, 2514 nt
Organism: Nematostella vectensis (starlet sea anemone)
Lineage: Eukaryota; Metazoa; Cnidaria; Anthozoa; Actiniaria; Edwardsiidae
Exons: 2
Coding region: 154-1740 (528 amino acids)
Molecular function (GO): ATP hydrolysis activity
Source: RefSeq, a predicted model, not a curated record